AUGGAGUUACUUCUUCUCGUGCCAUGCCUUGAUCCAAGGGAUUCAUUUUCCAAAUUCAACAUCCAUAAGCUACUUCGUCUUGCAGAACUUUAUCCCGAAGAUUUCACAAUAACUGAACGCAUGAUGAUUGAAGAUCAACUUACCACUUUCAUUUAUGAUGUGCGGCAUGAUGAAGAUUUUAUGAAUGUCGGGGACUUGGGUGGUUUCGCUAGGAAGAUGGUUGAGACAGGUAAACGUGCAAUUUUUCCACUCAUUUAUCGCCUAAUUGAGUUGGCGCUUGUUUUACCAAUUGCAACAGCUAGUGUUGAGAGGGUGUUUUCAACUAUGAAUGUUGUGAAAACUGACUUGCGCAACAAAAUGGGAGAUGAGUGGAUGAAUGAUAGCUUAGUUGUGUAUAUUGAGCGGGAGGUUUUUGCAACUAUUAAUAAUGAAGUGAUUCUACAACGCUUUCAAAAAAUGCAAACUCGACGGAUGCAACUACCUCCUCUUAGUGGCAUACCUCGCAUUUCUAGCACUGAAGCUGGGGUUGGUCCUAGUUCAAGUGUCCAUCGAUAG
Messenger RNA from Dioscorea cayenensis subsp. rotundata (Guinea yam), 555 nucleotides. RefSeq lists its product as uncharacterized. The transcript has a single exon. Gene Ontology annotation, molecular function: protein dimerization activity. The coding region runs from base 1 to 555 and encodes 184 amino acids. The record is from RefSeq and is a predicted model, not a curated record. NCBI's taxonomy places the organism in Eukaryota, Viridiplantae, Streptophyta, Magnoliopsida, Dioscoreales, Dioscoreaceae.